This is a messenger RNA of Maniola jurtina (meadow brown), 5738 nucleotides long. RefSeq names its product matrix metalloproteinase-2-like. Gene Ontology annotation, biological process: proteolysis; extracellular matrix organization; collagen catabolic process. NCBI's taxonomy places the organism in Eukaryota, Metazoa, Arthropoda, Insecta, Lepidoptera, Nymphalidae. The coding region runs from base 661 to 3060 and encodes 799 amino acids. Gene Ontology annotation, molecular function: zinc ion binding; metalloendopeptidase activity. The record is from RefSeq and is a predicted model, not a curated record. The transcript has 12 exons. Gene Ontology annotation, cellular component: extracellular matrix.
UGGUCGCGGCGAGCGCGUGCCGGGCGUACUGCUCAUGGACACUGUUUUUUUGCUCACGAACUCGACAAAAUAAAUGAACAGUGCAAUUUUUUUUAAUAAAAAAGUAUGAAUGAAUAAUUUAGAACAGGUAGUUUUGUGUGCACAGGAUCUUACUUAGAGUACAUGCCGGUUUUUUCGUACUGAAAACUAGGUAAUGCAUUUUAUUACCGAAUAAUAUUCAGUGUAAAGUUUUGUAGAGCAGUGCUUUCAGUGGCUGUGUGGAUGCUUGUUGUCUCUGUCGUAUGAAAGCGAAAGGAAGCUCGCUAGGGGGAGUUGUUUUGUUUCCGUACUUUUCUUUGCGACAAAUUUUGUAGAGCGAACUGCGAAAACAAAAUCGCUUCGAUAUCUUGUGCAUACAAGAAUAUUUUAAGUGUAGAGCAAACAGCGCGCCGCCCACGUCGCCCGAUAUCAGCAUCCCGUCCCGCAGAGAAAUUAAUCUGGAACACGGUAACAGGAAGCAUCCCGAUAAAGUGCUCUGUGCUGUAGCUCUGGAUGAGCAAACCACGCAACGUUCAAACCAGCAUACUAAGAUGAACUGACCCAUUAAACUAACAAACAAAACAGUGAUGUGCCAUAGUGUAGACUAUAAGCGAGAGACUAUAAAAUAAAGAACUAGUAACGAUGGGGAGCAAACGAGAAACAAACGAUUCGAAAACGAACAUGCAUUUAAAAAGCGAUAGGGAAACUUGUGGUAAUCAUUCCAGUGAUGUAGAUGUAAAUUCGACUGAUUUAGUAAGUAGCAAAUAUGGAUGCCAAAUCGAAACUCGGUGCUGUUUAAUCGCGCGCGAGUUGCACGAGGAAGACGAAUAUGGGAAAGGAUCGAUUAGGAGGAGGGUGGACGGUUAUGGUGGUGCAAGGCGCGCCGCUGAUUUGAAAUUUAAAUGUGUGCGGGAUACGGAGGAGUGUACGGAUGCAUUCGGCAGGACAAUGGGUGUGCACGUGCGUGCGGUGGCCGUGGUAGGCCUCGUGCUCAUGUUGCUGACGACGACCGCAGCUGCGCCGGCGCGGUCUAGACCCUCACGAAGUACGCAUUCAGAGAAAGCUACGAGAAGUUACCUCGAAAUGUUUGGGUAUCUAAAGAAAGAAAAACCUGAAGUGGGAAACUUGCUGAUGGAAGAUGUAGAACAAUCAUAUGAAGAUGACUUCAGGAUUGCCAUCAAAACAUUACAAGAAUUUGGUGGUAUCCCAGUAACGGGUGUAGUAGACCAUGCUACCAAAGAACUAAUGAAGAAGAAAAGAUGCGGAAGACCAGACCGAGAGCCUGGACACGAUGAAAACAGUAGAAGACGGAAGCGGUUUGCUGUGCAAGGGGAAAAAUGGAAACACACAAAUUUAACAUGGAGCUUGUCUCAGUCUCGCCGGCCAUCGCAACUCGACUCGCACGGCACAAGGAGCGUGCUCGCACGCGCGCUCGACGUUUGGCAACAAGCAUCCAGACUCACCUUCACGGAGGUUAACUCGGAUGAUGCUGACAUAGUCGUGUCCUUUUCCAAACGUUACCACGAUGAUCCGUAUCCUUUCGACGGACGCGGUUCGAUUCUUGCGCACGCGUUUUUCCCGGGCACGGGACGUGGCGGCGACGCACACUUCGAUGACGACGAACUGUGGCUUCUACAUCCAAAUAACGAGGAUGAGGAUGGGACAUCGCUGUUCGCCGUUGCCGCUCAUGAAUUUGGCCACUCGCUCGGCCUGAGCCAUAGCUCAGUGAAGGGUGCUCUUAUGUACCCGUGGUACCAGGGAAUACAACCCAAUUUCGUUCUACCGGAUGAUGACAGGAAUGGCAUCCAACAAAUGUAUGGUCCUAAAUACAAAAGAACAUGGGAGAAGAUUCCGUACUACAAGCCCGUAGAAACUCCACCACCUACCACUACAACUACGACGACUACCACGACGACUACAAGACGACCUUACAUUUAUCAACACCACCCAGAACGACAUCGACCGUACACGCCGAGCAGAUAUCCCACUAUCUACCCCGAGAGGCCGAGUCAUCCAGACAGGCCUCAUUACCCAAAUUACCCCGACAGAAGUCCAUAUUACCCUGAUCGUCGUCAUUACACCACAACCGAAGAGCAUCCAAGACGCACCAACCACCAUUAUCCGAGACCUACGGAAACCACAACGCAUGCGACAUAUCGUCCGCGAUACCCUCAUGUUCGACCCGAAUACCCCACACAUCCUCGUCAAAAUUACCCAACAGAUCCUGGUCAGGACUAUCCAAAGAGAAAACCAUAUUAUCCUGUGAAGACAACGACAAUGAAACCUACCCCGCCUCCAGACAAACCCGACACUUGUGACACUUCUUACGAUGCUGUUACCCUCAUACGUGGAGAACUAUUUGUUUUUAAAAAUAGAUAUCACUGGAGGAUAGGUGCAAACGGUCGUUACUCCGGAUACCCGAUUGAGAUUUCAAGGAUGUGGUCAGAGCUGCCAAAAAAUCUCACUCAUGUUGACGCGGUUUAUGAAAGACCAGACCGUAAAAUUGCUUUCUUCAUCGGCAAGCAGUUGUACUUGUUUGAUUCACAAUAUUUACUACCGGGGUAUCCCAAAAACUUGGUUCAGCUUGGUUUACCCGAACAUCUGGAAAAAUUGGAUGCUGCAAUGGUUUGGGGACACAAUGGCAAAACAUACUUCUACAGUGGCACUAUGUAUUGGAAAUUCGAUGAAGAAGUGGGACGCGUUGAGCUGGACUACCCUCGCGAUAUGGCAAUGUGGAAAGGAGUCGGUUACAAUAUUGAUAGUGUAUUCCAAUGGAAAGAUGGUAAGACCUAUUUCUUCAAGGGAAAAGGCUUUUGGAAAUUUAACGACCUACACAUGCGCGUCGAACACGAGAGACAACUGCCCUCUGCACAGUUCUGGAUGUCGUGUCCAGCAGAGCGUGCUGGUCGCCGCGCGCCCUUCCGCGCGCCGCCCGCCCCCGGCUCAACACUUCGCUCCCCGAGUUCUGCAAACGCUAACGAAAAACACUUCUCGCUCAUUGCGUCCUUAGUGCUUUUGAUAUUCAUGCGGUAUAUUCUUUAGUAAAAUAAAGAAAUUAAAAUAAAGACUAGAGUGUGUGCCACUAUCAAUUAUUGUUUUUCAAUAUAUUUGCUCGUAAAGCCCCAAUUUCAUGAUCGCACUAGUGCGGCAAUAUUAAGAAUUACCGUUAAACAGAUCAGCUAUUUUUUGGCAGUCAAAUAGAGGUGUUUUAAAGUGUAGUUAAUGUCAUAGAUUAAAAGUUCUAUUUUUCUUUACAUGAUAUGAUGAUGAAGAUAAAAACCUUCGCCGACUCAUUUUCAAAAAAGCCCGCUAAUAUUGAAAAAAAAAAUCACUAGCUUAUUCUUUUAAAGUAGCGCAAAUAAGUAUUUUAAACAGAAAUUAUCUUUGGCAUCUGAUGAGGAAUCGUUAACCAAAUGAACGCCACCUGAUGUAUUAAAGUUAGCAGAAAAUGCAAAUGAAAACAAUUUGCCUGAUAAAUCAGUUGCAGUUGUUUCAUUGUUUUUACUCCGAAAUGUAUUGAAAACAUUGUAUGAUGCACGUGUGCAUUGAUAAUAAAAAUAAUUAAACUCUUUGCGCUAUUGAAAGCCCUCGCCUGCGGCUCGAGUAAGAAGCUUUGCCCCUUGACUGUAAUUGUCAACAUACUGCACUUGCAACAUAAAUAACUAUAGUUACUUCAAAACAGAGAUUAUACAAAAUUAUGGUAUGUCUAGGGUACGCAUUAAAUAUGUUUGAAUCAACAAGUACAUAUCGAUUCUGUCUGACAUAAGACUUAGUAUUUUAAGUAAAUAAAUAAAUUGCGCAAACUUUGCACUGCCUGUUUUAGUAUUUAAAUUAUUAAAUUAAACUUCUUAUUAAGUAAUAUAAAGUAUCUUUAACUAUUAGCAUAAUAUUAUAAAUGAGGCAUUUUGAUUUUAAUUUUUAAUGUUGUAUGUACAUUUUGAUCUCAAUGUGAUCGAGUUCUUGUUUUUUUUAUUGUAAGGUACAUAACACCAUUUGUUUAGCUUCUGUACAGAAUGUAUUGUCUUGAUGUCAGUAUUUUCAUAACAUAAAUAUAAAUUACAUAUUUUCUUAUAUGAAUUAAUAGCUAUGUGUGUAGUUCUAAAAUAUCUAUAUCUUUCUAAAUUCAUUAUGUUAAUCGAAGAUAUAAUACAUUCUUUAUGUAUAACAUUAAAAUAACUGUUUACCUUUAGCAAAAAAAAAUGCAUUAUCUCCACAAAAGUAUGCCUUAAUAGAAAUACAAUUUUAAUCUGUGUAAAAUAUUUAUAUACCUAAUUAGUAAUUAUAUUUUAAGUAAAAUCAAAAGCUAAUUUACUAAAAAUAUUAUUUACUUAUUACAAAAUUUAUAUAAAAUAUUACAAUUAUUACUAAGCUGGUUAGAGGUUCACAUAUUCUGUAACUUGUAAAUUGUAGUAGUAAACUACUCAUGUCUAAUUAUUAUAAAAAUAAUCCUAAAGACAAACUAUUUAGUUAAAAUAAUACCUGUCUGUCUAUAAAUAUUAUAUUUAACUAAUAAUAAAUAAUUAAAGUUAUGAGAAUAGGUCUUAAUACUAGCUAAUGCCCUGCAUGCAUUUGAAUACCUCUUGUUUGAAUGUGUCGCGCGCCAACUAAUACAUUAAUGGCACUAUGUGACAAACCUACACGGAAGUGCCGUCAACAACUGUACAAAGUUUUAACUCAAUCGGAUGAACGAUGCGCGUAACGAACAGACAGACAGCCAAACAAACAUUAUUUUUGUAUUUAAGAAGAUAAUAUAGUUGUUUUUUCUAUGGUAAUGUGGGCUCAUAUUCUUUAUUCUGAAUAAGCUAAGCAGUGAAUACUGAAUACUAUAAUGAAAGAUAAGUCUUUACUUUUCAUUUGACAUGUUUUUGGAAUUUUGUCCAUACAGCAAAUGCCAAAAAACAAACAAUAUUUUAGAAAAGUUCAGCACUAAGAGAUUAUAGAUUGCCAUAGAACAUUCAUUAUUCCAUUGAAUAUCUAAUCAAUGGAGUGCAGUAUUUCAGCCACAGAAUUUUUGAAAAUAUUAUAUGUCCUAUAUUGCUAUGUGUAUUUAAAUAAGGAUGCAUAUUGUAUAUACAUAUUAUGUAUUGUUUAAUGUUAUCAAAGUUGUGCAUUCAGUAAAUCCUAUUAUAAAUUGUACUGAUAAGUUAUAUUAAAUCUGAUUGAGUUGCUAAAGUAUGAGUGAAUCAAACAGGAGCUCUCCAGAAUGAAAAUGGUGCUUUUGAUAGUUAGUUAUUGUACAGAAUAAAUUCAUACAUAAGUAUUUUUGUAUGCUAUUAACUGUAAGUAAUGUAUGAAUAUUGAAUAUCCAUAGCUAUUGUUAUUCAAAGAAAAUAAAAUAUUAUUCAUCAAAAACUAUACUACAUACCUAUAUAGUAUAUACAUAAUAUUGUGCAAUCAGAAAAUUAAACCUAAAUGUUAAGCUUUAUUAAUAAAUAUAAGUGAAUAUGGUGAACACAUAUUUUAGAUCAUUUUUUGUACCUCUCAAGUCAUAUUAUUAUAGACUUCAGUAGUUUUUACAACUUUGGUCACAAAUAAUUUAAUAAUAACUGUGAUAUUUAAUUUUAUUAAAAAAAUGCCAUUGGCAAUAAAAAUAAUUCAAAAUUUGUAAUCUUAAAAAUGCUACUCAACAUAUUGUAACUAAUUAAUGCAGUCUAAAUAUUUUGUAGUUAAACAAUAAACAUGUUUAAUACAUAAGAUGAAAAUAAAGAAUUUUCUAUGAG